UUGCAAUUCGAAGAUAGCGCUAAAAGUGAAGAUUAAUUCGGACGUUAGCGACAAGAAUCACAAGAUGCCUCCAACUAGUGAAAGCGGCGAUUUUUACGCCGGAUCUCGUUUGCUGACGCCUCUUUCAGCAACAACAGGAUUGUCCAUAGAUCAGGUCAAUUUCUUGGUUUGCCAACUAACAGCGCUAGCUCUCGGUUUUCCUUUCCGCUCCCUGUGCAGUGCAUCUAAGGCGGGAUCGACAACUCGUCAUGUGGUGGAAUUGGGUCUUGGAAUCCUUCUUGUAUUCUUCUGCUUUGGAUACCAAAUUGUCCACUUGUUUGCGCUGACAACUCUGUGCUACUUGCUUAUACAAGUGAAUUCUAAGCCUUAUGUACCACAGAUAGUAUUCAUCGUAGCUAUGGGGUACCUGGCUGUGUGUCACAUUUACCGGAUGAUUCUCGACUAUGGUGGUUACACCCUUGACAUCACUGGGCCCCUGAUGGUAGCUGUUCAGAAAGUCACGUCGGUGUCCUAUGCCUUGUACGACGGCACGCAGCAAAACGAAAAAGACCUUACUCCAAACAUGAAAAGCAAGGCUAUCAAAAAGACUCCAGAUGCCCUGUCCUUCUACAGUUUUAUAUUCAGCUUUCACUCAGUCAUGUGUGGCCCUACCAUCUUCUACCACGACUAUGUCGCCUUUGUGGACGGAACUUGUUACUCCAAACCACCGGACAACGGAAACGCUGACCAAGUGCCCUCUCCUGUGGCGGAGAUGUGUAAGAAGCUGGUUUUUGCUGUGAUACUUGGCGCCUUGAUGAUGUGUGAAAAUCUUGUGGCCCCUUGGCAGGCCCUUACAGGUGACAGUUUUCUGCAUGAGAGCUCAUGGGGUUACAGAAUGAUCUACAUUUUGAUCAGCAUGUCCAUGCACCGGCCCAUGUACUACUUUGCUUGGAAACUUGCUGAAGCAGUAAACAACUCCUGCGGUCUAGGCUUCAGUGGGUACGAUGAGGCUGGCAACUCUAAAUGGAAUCUCCUUGAUAACGUGGACAUAUGGAACCUCGAGACGAGCACAAGUCUUAAAGUGAACAUCGAGAGUUGGAACAUCUUAACCACACACUGGCUACGUCACACGGUGUAUGAGCGAUUCAGUCCGUCCAUCGGCACUUGGGCCGUGUUCAUGAUCAGCGCUUUCUGGCACGGGUUUUAUCCAGGAUAUUACAUCGCAUUCCUAACUGCUGCGCUGUUUACGACAGCUGCUAGGCUGGUGAGAAGGAAUGUUCGAGGUUAUUUUCAGCAGUCAGCUCAGUUACGGUUCUUCUAUGACGCUGUGACAUUCAUAUUUACGCGGUUGGCUAACUGUAUAAUGGUAGUCCCAUUUGUCAUGCUGGAUAUAGAACAUAGUCUUCUCAUAUACACGUCGCUGUUCUGGUGGCUUCACAUCUUAUCGGCAGGCGUCAUUGUGUAUUUCAACUUCAUUCAGCCGAUAGUCCGGCCAGCUCGCAAAGACAGGGAGGCAAAAAAGGAAUAAUAACAGAUCUGAAUUCACUGUUUUUGAAACUGUUUAAUUCUUGUUUAGUGUUAUGUCUGCUUUAGCAAAACCAAAUUACUGUUCGUUUUUUUGUUGCUGUUUUUAAUUGUAUUUAUUGCAAGUUUUUUCAAAGAAAAAAAAAUACAUUAAAGUCCUGUUGAAAGAUCUGAGGAUUAUGGUCUUAAAUAUAUUUAAAUAUGGUAUUAAAAAAUGUUACAAUUUUUGGUUGGAAAUUAUGUGUACCUUAAUAAUAAUAGGUAAUUUCUGCAAUAUUAUUUUUGUGAAAAAUAAUGAAAUCAUUUUAUGGGCUCAAUAAGUUGCAAUUUUUUUCUGCAAUUUGCUACAUAUACAAAAAAAGUCACGUAUUAUACUUAAAUUGAAUAAGAUGUUGUACAAUAUACAUAAGGUAAGGGUAACACCUGAGCUCAGUUGGAAUUUUAUGUAAGAUAUGGUUGUACAAUGUCAGUACCAACAAAAAUAAUCUUAUUCUGUUUCAAAUAUCAUAAGUUUACUUUCUUUUUUUCAUUUGGAUUUUUUUUAGUGCAAAGUUGUCAGGUUUCUCUUUGUGAAGAAUGUCAGGGAAUUGCUGUAGCCUGGUGGCAAGGAACAUUCUUUUUGUGCAUCAAAUCUCUCAACUAGAAAAAGUACCAAAAUUUACCCGAAGAAGAAAAGGGAGAUAAUCAUGUCUGAUUCCUGUUUUUCCUAAGAAAGAUAAUAACUGUAAUUUCAGUUACCUCAGAGGUUAUAAUUAUUUCCCUUGGUACAUUUGGGCUUCCCUUGUUAUCUUAUUACUAAGAUAAAGUGGAUGAAAGCCAUAAAUCCAUAUUAUGCGCCUCGGCAGUCAAGAAUUUUUAUCCCCUCUUGUGAAUGAUCAUCAUACAUUGGGCCAAUUGUUCAAAACUUUGUAAAAAUUAACAAUGUUGUUAACAGAAUAGUUGUUAGCUUUUAAAUAUAAAAAACACUGUAUGAUGUGUUGAUAUAUUAAGUAAAACAAUCAUAGCUGAAUCAUUUGUCUCAAUAUUUGCGAAAAGAAGAUCACUGUUUCACAUGCGUGUCAAAAAUAUUAAAUAUUUGAAAGUUAACAACAAUUAUAUGUUAUAUGUUAACUGUACAAAUCUUGUGAUUGCCUUACAAUCGAGAGGUUUUGAAACAUGACGUGUACUUGUACAUGUAGCUACAUGGAGAUGUGUUAAAGUUGCAAUUUAAUAGAAAAGGCGAAUGCAAUAUUUUGUUUAAAACUUGUACAUGUAUGCUCACUGAUACUCCCAUAAAUCACUUCCUUGUGCUACCUGACGUGUCAUUGUCAAGAUUUACAUAGCUGGAUGUCUUAGUGAUAAAAAAAUAGCCCACAUGGACACAUUCCCGUUGUGUUUACAGCCUCUCUGAUAUUUUAAGUUAGUACAUUUUAUGUCUCAUUAAAUAUAUGCUACAAUGUCUCACGCAUGUGCUUUGUCAGUGACUUGUGUGCUAAUUUAGUUUAGAUAUGGUAGGAUAACACAAAUAUUGAUGUGGACAGUAAAUAUUGGUACAUACCCUUAUGUGUGGUUUUUGUGUAGUGCAAUUAACUCAUAGUGGUACAGUUAAUAUAUUAUAAAUUCUGUAGCAAAAGUGUCUGUAUAAGUUGUUGAACUUUUUUUACUUUACAGUUAAAGCUGCACUCUCACAGAUUGAAGGUUUUGACAACUGUUUUAUUUCUUGUCUUGGAAUGAGCCAAUUUUUGCGACAAUCCAUGGAAACAAGUUAUAUAAGACUGCUGUCAAAAAAUUAGAUCGCAGAUUUUUAUAUUUAAGUUUAAAAAUUUAUGUUUUAUGCAUUAUUCUUAAACCGUUAGUAAUGGUUAAAGCCAUAAAACAUUAAUUUUCGAAUGGUAAUAUGAAAAUCUACGAUCUGAUUUUUCGUCAGUGUAAAUAUUCUUGGUAUGGCUUCCCUUCCCCGACACCACCUUCCCUGGUGGAACAAAGCAUUAAGUGUACCAUUUUUUUGUCACAUAACUAGCUUAUUUGAUUAGAUCAAAUUUACCUUUCAACUCAUUGUACAUAUACUUUAAUUUGAAUAUGUCAAGAACAAAUCUCAAGUUUUCACUGCUAUUUAUUCUAUUUUUAGCCGAUUGUUUAUUGACAAAAAAGUCUAGUAACUUUCAUAGCCUGGGGGGGCACCCCGGGGGCGGCAUCAUUGUGCAUGUUUUAGGUCAUAACUAUAAAAGCUGAUCAAGAUAUUGGAAUGAAACUUCACUACACAUGUUGGCAGAGACAAUAUGCAUGUCUACAGCAAGUCACAUAACUUGAGCUUUAUUAAUUGUCAAGUAAUGCCCAAUUAUUGUUGUUUGAAAAAAGCCAUGUUAAAGUUUGAACUUGGCCAUAGCUUUAUAACCAUUUAAAAUUUUAAAGCAACUGUGCACCAGAUGAUCAAUUUGCAAGAAAAAAAGAAUAUUGUUGAAAACUGUCAUAAACUUGGUAUUAAUGUGUACAAUGCAUUGAAACUUACUAACUGAAGUACCACAUAGUUAACAAUUUAUUUAAGUUUAGCAGUUAUUUCGUAUUUUUUCAUUAAAAAAGAUUACUGGGUAUGUCUACCUAGUAGAAUUCAUUCCUUAUGCGUGAUUGGCUUGUCUGUGUUAUCACAUGAUAUUACCGAGUUAGGUGUAUAGCUUAAUUAUGUCACCCGAUUAUAGUUAAUCAUCGUAGCUCAGUGGAUACAAUGCUGGACUGCAAUUUUGGCGACGCGGGUUCGAACCCGGUCUCCGACACAAUUUUUUUUUACAUUUUGGUACUCUUUUUUUUUACAAUUAUGAUAUCAAAGCGUAACACAUUUUAUUAAAUAAUUGUCCUGAGAUUCAUUACAGAAAAAACUUUUUGGUGCCAAUCUGGUGUACAGUCCCUUUAACAUAAAACUUGUGACAAAUCUUACCAGUUACAAAAUGCACAUGUGUAGCAAGACCUGUUACUCUGGUAAUAGAUAGAUUGAAAAAGUCAUGCAAUAACUUGAACUUGGCCAUAACCAUUUAAGAUAUACUCAUGAAACUUUGUACACAUGUUACUAGUGGCAAAAUACACAUGUGUAGCGAGGCCCAUAACCUUGGCUUUGAUAAUUUUUAAGUAUGCACCUUGAUACUUUGGCCAUAUAAUAACAUUCAAGAUAUUCUCAUGAAACAUUGUAUAUAUAUAUAUUACUAGUGAUAAUGAGUACCUGUGUAGCAAGACCCAUAACUCUUGUUUUAACAAGUAUGCCCCUUAUUGGCUAAAAAGAAGGACAAGUGUUGGCGUUCGCUCUAUAGCAUUAUAUUUUUAAUUUAAAUAUCUUAAGUUUUAAUGGUUGUAGCCUGUAGGAUAUUACACAUUUUAAUCUCAUGUAUAUACACAUUAAUGUACCAUGUUGUUUUCUUGUAAAGAUGAGAAUGUACAUUGCAGUUCAUGCCAUAUUGUAUUAUAUUCAACUUAAAAGCAAUUCUAUUAAAUUUGCCAAAAAGUUUAGAUAUAUUUUGCACCAUAUAGGGAACUGUUUUCUUUGGGGGGGUUUUGUCAUUAAUUAAUUUCUUAUUCAGACUGGUAAACAGUAGGCAGAGCUCUUAUAAAGUGCAAUAAGUAGCAUAAAGAAUGAUAUUCAAGUAUAUGAAUAGAUAUGCACACAACUUUGUUAACUCUGUCCCUGUCAAUAUAUUACAAAACAGUUACAACACCCACUAUCUAUGUGAUUUAAAUUAUACAAUUCACACUUAAUAUUUGUGUAUAAUUUCAAUGCCUCUGGUAGUCAGUGCGGUAACUAAUACUCGAAAAAAACAUAUAGACACUUUCCUCACUACAUUCCAUGUCUGUAAUGCUUCUUUUCAACCAUUAUCUGUAUAUUUUGUUGUUGUCUUGUACUGUAGCUUUACUGGUGUUUGCUUAAUUGUCUGCAUUGAUUAUUUAACGAACAUACCUUGUAUAACACAAUAUGGUAGGAAUACAACGAUAAUCAAGUAUUGUCGAAAAUUUAUGAUUAAGAUUGGCAAAAAUCGAUUGCAUAAUCUGGCAAUUAAUAAAUGCUAUGUGGCUGGAUUAUCAGCCAAUGAGUAAGAUGACCUGAAUUAAAAUCUUAAUUAGUAAGAAGGGUUAAUUAGCUCACUCACUCGGCACAUUCAUUAUGACUUAAUUUAUCAUUAAGCAUUUUACUUCUUGCCAUCCAUCUAUUACUUACUAAAUACAUGAAAUCAAGAAUGAACAAACAUACACCGAACAAUAACAUAUCAGCUACCAUGUCAUUAAGUAAAUGAGAAUACAUAUAGCUAUCAUAUAAAUUCCAUUAUAUUAAGAACUUAAAUCACAUGUCCUGAAUUUUAUAAUGAAUCUAUAUAUUGAUACCUUGCUCCUUUUAAGGAGGUGUUAUUACUUUCAUUUAAAAAUGGCAGUGGCAUCAUUAUAUAUUCAUAACAACAAUUGUUAAUCAGUUUUCAACUUUAUUUUAUGCCAAAGCUGGAAUCAUUUGGUUUCAUUGCAGACGUCAUGGAAAACUUUCUUAUACCAGACCGAAAUAUCAUAUCCCAUAAUUUUCAAUUGCGUGUAUAGUAAAUUUGACAAAAAAUUACCAUUCCCACUCAAAUUCUAGCUGGUGGGUUAGACUUGUUAUUGACAAGAAUUUGAAUAUUUGCAUAAUGGAACAUUUAAGAUUUCGACCCAAGCCAAGCCGUAGAAUUUCAAAAGAAUAAAUUUUGAUUCAAAUAUUUUGCAAUGCAUAAUGUAUUUUUAAUGACUUGUCACAUAUUUUAAGCUCAUCAAAUUCAUAGCAAUCAAUCUCAUUAUGCAUAUAAAUAUUGCCUGGGCAACAUAUGGUAGUAGUUUGAUAGUUCAUUAUUUAUUGCCAUGGAAAACAAAGGAUAUGCGUAAUAGUGGCAGGAUGUUUUUCAAACAUUGCCAUGACUAUAGAUCAAAUAUUUGAACAAAUAAAUUCUUUAAUUAAAAUUGAUGUUGAUUCAGGUCUUUGCAUAUGUUGUUAUUGCUGUGAACAUCUUUAAUAGUUUAUUGCAACAAAUAAUGUUCAGAUGAGAUGAGUUGAGUUGUUGUAUAAUAAACGAUCUUUAAGAUAUACAUAUAUCUUGAAUGUAUAUGUAAUCUGUGAGUUCUACUUAAGGUUGUCAUUGUAAAUACAUAUGUUAAGGUAGUUUUCAUUUUCAAACUUUUGUGCUGUUUUUUUUAACCUUAUGAACUGGACAGACACCCAUUACUUUUGUUCAGCUCUUGAUUUUUUCUCACCUAUACCAAUUUUUGUACUAUCAAAUGCUGAAUGAAAUCAAUUUUUCUGAUGAUUUUCUUAAAACAUUCUUUUCUUGGUAUUUAUAGCUCAUCUGAUUUUAGCUUGUCUAUUUUUGAAGAAAAUAAGAUGUGGUAUUUUGAUAGCCUUGGUGUUGUUGUUGGGGGCAACAGCAGUGGUGAUGUCAUCAGUGAGUAAUUUUUGUUUAACCUUGGUCUUAACCCCUAAACAGUUUAAGAUGUAAACAUGAAACUUAGUACACAUCAAAUGCAAAUGUGUAGCAAUGACAAUUUUUCUGGCUAUAAUAAUUGAUGAGUUAUGUCCCUUUUGGACUGAAUAAAAACGAAAGUUAAAAGUGUCUAGCAUCUGCAUUGGAGGCCUUUUGUUGGUGUUCAUAGCUUAAUUUUUUUAAAGAACCAAUCCUUAUAUUUACAUUUUCUCAUUACUGUAUUUUUGUGGUAAUAAUGAUUUUGGUUGUAAUAAUUUUCGCGAUUAUCAAAAAAAUGAUUGAGAUUUUUUUCAUAAUUCGUGUUUUGUAUAUGCAUGGCCCAGGUCUUUCUUACGAAACUCCGCCUACAGAGGUCACGAAAGGUCGACCGGUUCUUGCAGAAUGAACGCAAAUUUUAUGGUACAGAUUAUGAACUGCGAAUAUACACUGAACUGAUACUCUGAUAGUUGUUCUUUUGUUUGCUUAUAAUUGUAAAGAUACAUAGCAUUGCAUAUGCCUUGCACAUAGUCAUUUUGAGUUGUGUUUAAACCUGUAUAUUGUUUCUUUUAAUUUUGCAUUGAUGAUUGAACUUAACAAAUAAACUUAAAAAAAAG
This is a messenger RNA of Mya arenaria, 7552 nucleotides long. RefSeq names its product lysophospholipid acyltransferase 6-like. Gene Ontology annotation, molecular function: acyltransferase activity. Bases 65 to 1507 code for a protein of 480 amino acids. Gene Ontology annotation, biological process: lipid modification. The record is from RefSeq and is a predicted model, not a curated record. The transcript is spliced from 12 exons. Gene Ontology annotation, cellular component: membrane. NCBI's taxonomy places the organism in Eukaryota, Metazoa, Mollusca, Bivalvia, Myida, Myidae.